GUUUCCCAACCGUGUGGCCAAACACAGAUAUAGCUCAACAGUGAAUUUUGCAACGAGGAGUAAGCUUUGCUUAUGAGAAGAAUGCAAAAAUGGCUGACUUGACAUUGCUGGGAGCUAACAACUUUCGCCGCUUCACUCCCGAAUCCUUGGUUGCUAUUGAGAAACGCAUUGCGGCCAAGAAAGCAUGCAGAGACCCACCCCCUGCAGAGAAGCCACGCCCUCAGCUUGACCUACAGGUAUUCCAGAAGCUGCCUGCCCUGUAUGGAAACCCUCCUCUGGAGCUCAUUGGAGAACCUCUUGAGGAUCUUGACCCCUACUAUCAUGAUCAUAAGACAUUUAUGGUGUUGAACAAAGGGAAAGCCAUCUUCCGAUUUACAGCCACGCGUGCUUUGUACAUCUUUAGCCCUUUUCAUCCAAUCAGACGAAUGGUAAUUAAGGUUUUGGUACAUUCAUUGUUCACUAUGUUUAUUAUGGUCACUAUUUUCACCAAUUGUGUCUUCAUGGCUCUUGCGGAUGUGCAGUCAAAUAGCAGCGAGACUUCCUCCACGAAGUAUGUUGAGUAUACUUUCACGGCCAUUUAUUCCUUCGAAUGUCUAAUCAAGAUAUUGGCAAGAGGCUUUUGCUUGAAUGAAUUCACCUUCCUUCGAGACCCAUGGAACUGGCUGGAUUUCAGUGUUAUUGUGAUGGCACUUUUGGGAGAGUUUAUUGACAUGGGCGGUGUUUCCGUUCUUCGGAUGUUCCGGGUGCUGAGAGCUUUAAAAACCGUUUCCAUUAUCCCAGGUCUGAAAGUCAUUGUAGGUGCCCUUAUCCAGUCUGUUAAGAAACUUGCGGAUGUUAUGAUCCUGACUGUUUUCUGCCUGAGUGUGUUUGCCCUCAUUGGUCUUCAACUCUUUAAAGGACAUUUGAGACACAAAUGUGUCAAGAACUACACAGAAUAUAUCAGUCAGAGCAUAUCCAAUGAAACAUCCUUUUCAUCUAAACAGAACUUGACUCCGUAUGAGAAGUUUACCAAUAGCCCAGUGAAUUACAUAUAUAAGAAUGGCACUGAAGAGUAUUUAUUGUGCAGCAAUGCUUCAGAUGGUGGCUCCUGCCCGCCAAAAUACGUAUGUCUGAAGGUUGGAGAAAAUCCUGACUUUGGGUACACAAGCUUUGAUACGUUUGGCUGGGCCUUUCUUUCCCUGUUCCGCCUCAUGACGCAGGAUUACUGGGAACGCCUCUAUCAACAGACUCUCAGAGCUACUGGGAAGAUCUAUAUGCUGUUUUUCAUAUUGGUCAUAUUUCUGGGAUCAUUCUACCUGGUCAACUUGAUCUUGGCCGUGGUCACGAUGGCCUACGAAGAACAGAGCACAGCCACUAUUGCUGAAACAGAAGCAAAAGAAAGGAAAUUUCGUGAAGCCAUGGAGAUGCUGAAGAAAGAGCAGGAGGAAUUAGCUGCGAUAGAAAACGACAGCAUGUCUCAUAGCUCAUUUGAAGUGUCACCUAUAGGUUCUAAAGAGGUCAAAGAACGAAGCAACAGAAUGAAAAAGUUGUCUUUGGGGAUGGAAGAUUAUGGGGAAGAUCCCAAAACCCCAAAGUCACAGUCUAGUGACAGCUAUUGGAAACCGUCUCUCAUUAGCCACAAUUACGGUCCUAGUUCAAACCCAACCAAACGCCGACCAAGCCAUGGAAGUGUAUUCAAUUUCCUUGUAUCUGGCCGAGAUGCUGGUUCAAGGGCUGAGUUGGGGGAGGAUGAAUCUAGCAGCACUGGGGAGACGGAGGUCCAGCACAGCGCACUGCUGGCUGCACGAAUGGGAAGGCGUCCAAGCAUCCAAAGUCAAACCAGCUACAGUCCUCGCCUGCCAGCUCCAAACUACAUGCAGCCCGGCAGAUGGGCCACUGGAGACGAUUGCAAUGGGAUGGUUUCAUUGAUGGGGGGCAGUGGAACAAGGCCAUUUAACAUGGAUCCCAUUUCCAGUGAAGGGUCAUUACUUCCUCCGGUUAUGGAAAAUCCUGGCAAAGGGGAUCCGACUGCUUCUUGUGAUGAAGCCAACAAGAGGUUCCAGGCUCAGCGUCUCUCAGUAGAUUAUUAUAAUCACCCACUUCAAAGACAAAGGGCAGCAAGUGCAGUCAGCAUCAUUACCAGUGCGCUGGAAGAACUUGAAGAAUCCCAUCAGAAAUGCCCCCGCUUCUUGAAGAAAUUUGCUGCAAAGUAUCUUGUGUGGAACUUUUGCCCAUUGUGGUUGAAGAUAAAGAAGAAUGUGGGCGUUUUUGUUAUGGAUCCAUUUACGGACCUCACAAUUACAGUUUGCAUUGUGAUGAAUACUCUAUUUAUGGCGCUAGAACACUAUAAAAUGUCCCCUGAUUUCGAGGCCAUGCUUGGGAUAGGUAACAAGAUUUUCACCGGAAUUUUCACUGCAGAAGUGAUCCUGAAAAUCAUUGCGCUGGAUCCCUAUUAUUAUUUUCAGCAGCGCUCAAAUAUCUUUGACAGUGUGAUUGUCUUCAUAAGCAUCAUUGAACUGAGCAGCAGCAGGAAAGGAAACUUUACAGUUUUACGGACCUUGAGGCUGAUGCGAGUCUUCAAGUUGGCGAAGUCUUGGCCAACCUUAAAUACCCUUAUUAAGAUAAUUUUAAACUCAGUGGAUGCUCUGGGCAACCUCACCCUCGUUCUGGCCAUUAUCGUCUUUAUCUUUGCUGUAUUUGGAAUGCAGCUAUUUGGGGGCAACUAUAAGACUCAUUGUAAGAAAUUGGCCGAUGACUGCAAACUACGAUGGCAUAUGCAAGAUUUCUUCCACUCCUUCCUUGUUAUUUUCCGAAUUUUGUGUGGAGAAUGGAUUGAAACCAUGUGGGGUUGCAUGGUAGUCAAUGAGCAAUCACUGUGCUUACUUGUCUUCUUGAUGGUCAUGGUGAUUGGAAAUUUAGUGGUGCUCAAUUUGUUCAUUGCCCUGCUGCUGAACUCGUUCAGCACUGACAACCUCCUCCAACUCCCGGAAGACGACCGAGAAACGAACAACCUUAAAAUUGCCUUUGCUCGGAUCCAUCGAGGGUUGCAUGCAGCAAAACAGGCAAUGUUGGCUUUUUGUUUCAAAGCUCUUGGGUACAAGCGGAAGGCCGCUCAGAAGAAAAUAAAAUGUGAAUCUGAGAAGAACGGGCUGGAGCUUAGAAAAGAUCUCCCGAACUUCAAGGAGAGUCAUGGUAACAGAGAGAUCGAGAAGAAUGGGGAGAGGUGCUCAGUUAUUAUCCCGGAUGAUUUCAUCAGCAACCCCAAUGUGUUCGUCUGUGUUCCUAUUGCUGCCCCUGAGUCCGAUAGCGAGGGUUCUGAAGAUGCUGGUGAGAAGCAGGGGGCAACCAUGGAGACGGAAUAUACUGAGAAGGUAAGGAAAUUUGCUCAGCGUUAUCCUUGGUGUAUGGUGAACACUGAAAAGUUUCCAGGCAGAUUAUGGUGGAACCUAAGAAAAACAUGUUACCGAAUUGUAGAGCACAACUGGUUUGAAAGCUUCAUUGUGUUCAUGAUUCUGCUGAGCAGUGGAGCUCUGGCAUUUGAAGAUAUACACUUGAGUGAGAGACCAAAUGUUAAAACCAUGCUGGAUUAUGCCGACAAAUUGUUCACUUACAUCUUUAUCCUGGAGAUGCUGUUGAAGUGGGUGGCUUAUGGAUUCCACAAAUAUUUCACAAAUGUUUGGUGCUGGCUUGAUUUCAUAAUUGUAGAUGUCUCCUUAGUAACCCUCGUAGCAACUUUGGCUGGACAAUCUGAUAUGGGUCCCAUAAAGUCUCUCCGAACCCUAAGAGCUUUGAGGCCAUUAAGAGCCCUGUCACGAUUUGAAGGGAUGAGGGUGGUGGUCAAUGCCUUGGUGGGCGCCAUCCCAUCUAUUAUGAAUGUUCUUCUGGUCUGCCUCAUUUUCUGGCUCAUCUUCAGCAUUGUGGGAGUCAACUUGUUUGCAGGAAAGUUUGGAAAAUGCGUUAACAUGACUGAGGAAAAUGCCAGCAUAAAUGAGACCAUAAUUACUAACCUCAGUGACUGUAAGGAGCACAACAGGACCGAUGGGAUAUUAUAUUGGACUACAGUUAAAGUGAAUUUUGAUAAUGUUGGCUCUGGCUACCUGGCUCUUCUCCAAGUGGCAACUUUCAAAGGUUGGAUGGAUAUAAUGUACGCAGCUGCAGAUUCAACUGAUGUAAGUCACAAAUAUAAUGCAUGUUUGUAUGUUAUUUUAAUGAAUAUAAGCAUUUUUAUAUUAUCAGUGGAAUACCAGCCCAAAUGGGAAGCUAACAAAUAUAUGUACAUCUAUUUUGUGAUUUUUAUCAUCUGUGGCUCCUUUUUCACUCUGAACCUUUUCGUUGGCGUCAUUAUUGAUAAUUUUAAUCAACAAAAGAAAAAGUUUGGUGGAGAAGACAUCUUCAUGACGGAGGAACAAAAAAAAUACUAUAACGCCAUGAAAAAACUGGGGUCCAAGAAACCUCAAAAACCCAUCCCACGGCCACUGAACAAAUACCAAGGAUUCCUCUUCGACAUCGUAACUCGCCAAGCUUUUGAUGUUGCCAUCAUGGCCCUCAUAUGCCUUAAUAUGGUCACGAUGAUGGUGGAGUCAGAUGACCAGUCCGAAGGGAAGACAUUUGUUCUUAACAAAAUAAACAUCCUCUUUAUCGUGAUCUUCACAAUAGAGUGUGUUAUGAAGCUGGUGGCUCUGAGAUACUACUACUUCACCAACGGAUGGAACAUUUUUGACCUGGUGGUCGUGAUCAUGUCAAUUGUUGGCAGCCUGCUUUCCGGCAUUGUGGUUUCAUUUUCACCUACGCUUUUCCGGGUGAUACGUCUGGUGCGAAUAGGGCGAAUACUCCGCCUGAUCCGAUCUGCCAGAGGCAUCAGGACCCUUCUCUUUGCCUUGAUGAUGUCCCUCCCUGCGUUGUUCAACAUUGGCCUCCUGCUUUUCCUAGUCAUGUUCAUUUACGCCAUUUUUGGCAUGGCCAACUUUGCCUACGUCAGAAGGGAGUCUGGGAUUGAUGACAUGUUCAACUUUGAGACCUUUGCCAACAGUAUGCUCUGUCUCUUCCAAAUCACCACGUCUGCCGGCUGGGAUGGACUCCUCAACCCCAUAUUGAACACUGGGCCUCCAUUCUGUGACCCAAACCUCGGCAUGACGUCAACUUUCUCCAAGGGUGACUGUGGGAGCCCAGCUGUAGGCAUCAUUUUCUUUGUUACUUACAUAAUUAUAUCCUUUCUAAUAGUUGUAAAUAUGUACAUUGCAGUUAUUCUGGAGAACUUCAAUGUUGCCACAGAAGAGAGCACUGAACCUUUAGGUGACGAUGACUUUGAAAUGUUUUAUGAAGUGUGGGAGAAGUUUGACCCUAAAGCCACCCAGUUUAUUACAUUCUCCGAACUUUCUAACUUUGCUCAUGCUCUGGCAGAGCCCUUGCGCAUACAGAAGCCAAACAUGCUUGAGCUGAUGGCCAUGGAUCUUCCCAUGGUAUCUGGGGAUAGGAUCCACUGCUUGGACAUCCUCUUUGCUUUCACCAAAAGGGUUCUUGGAGACUCUGAGGGGAUGGACACCCUUAAGCAACAAAUGGAGGAGAAAUUCAUGGCAGCAAACCCGUCCAAGGUUUCUUACGAACCAAUCACCACCACGCUCAGGUGGAAAUACGAGGAGGCGUCUGCCGCUGUUAUACAGAAGGCCUUCCGGCAUCAUUUACUCCAGCGUUCCAUGAAGCAGGCCUCUUUCUUACACCGACACAAAACCAGCGAUGGAGAUAUCCUUGACGAAGAUGCUCCGGAACAAGAAGGUCUCAUUGCACAGCUAAUGAAUGAAAACUAUAUUACAGACACAGACAAGUCCCACACAACAUCCUUGGAAUCUAUUCCUCCAUCCUACCGCAGUGUUACUGGAGAACUUGAUGACGCCUUUGAGGGGGAAGCGGCAGUGUCUCCUAAAAGUGACAAAGCUAGAGAUGGCCAGCUGUUUACGGACAAAGGCAAGAGGUCUAAUGUGUAGAUGCUCGCCAAGCACACAGUGUCACUCAGACACCAAGCAAUGGUUCUCUUAUUGAGGAAUCCAAGGAGACUCCACCCCUCACAUUAUGAACACUUGCCAUUUUUUUUUUACCAUACCACCUUUAGCACUGCUCAUUUUUUUCUAGCUGCAUGAAUAGGGAAGGAUCUAUGAAAGGUUAUCGUAAUCUUUAUGUUAGAAUCAUCUCUCAGACAUGGACAUCAUUGCUGUGAUGACUGUGAUUCUUUCCUUGCUGCACUGAAGUGAGCUUAAGCCCACGGAAAAUAUAACUUGCUGGCCCCUAUGGGACCAGAGUCUGGCUCUUUCUGGUCUGGAAAUUGAGGGCUCCUUUGAUGCACCAGCCAAGAAGUUUGGCAAGCGUUUACCUUUCCCCCAUGUUGGUGGUUCACGCAGGUUCUUAUUGGUUCUUAUUUCAGAUUUCUAAUUUGGUGGGGAGUCUUCUAUACAUCUCCUGGAACCUGGGGAUGCAAACGAGGGCAGGGAGUGCUCAUUGCCAGCAGGAAGCAUGAGAAAUGGGCUUACCAGUGCAUUCUGGGUCAGUGGAUUGAGCCAGGGAAAAUGAAGAACUGCAUUCUUCCUGUCUGCAUUGGAAGAGCAUCCAGACUUUAAGGCUGAGCCCUCCUGCUGCCAGAAGACUUCCUUCCUGUCCAAUUAAGUCUGGAAAGUGGGUUUCUUUGUGGGGUGGAAUUGGGGCCUGGAAGGCCUUUGGGCCCCACCCUGCUGCUGCUGAUUGGGCUGCAGCUGUGUUCAGUGGGUCUGAGUUUAAAUUGUUUCAUUCUAGCCCAGUCUCAAUGGAUCCCAGUUAUCCUAAUUUGAGGUAGGCCUGUUCUCAAUUGAGGCAGAAGGGUUGCUCAUCUAGGGUUGCAGUACGUCCCAAAUUUCCUGGACAUAGCUGGAAUAUGGCAGCUGGAAACAGUGUCCAGGUGGAAGUGACUAAAAUGUCUGGGGAA
Zootoca vivipara (common lizard) is the source of this 6928-nucleotide messenger RNA. Lineage: Eukaryota; Metazoa; Chordata; Lepidosauria; Squamata; Lacertidae. The record is from RefSeq and is a predicted model, not a curated record.